GGAGUUCUGGAGCAACCAACUCCAAGCAUUCCUUCACCAUGCUGAAGCUUCUCAUCUUUACCAUCAUUGUCCUUUGUGGACGUUGCUCAGAGGAGCCACUGGAAGGAAAUGGGCGCGUCGUUGGGGGCUAUGAAGCAAAGAAGCAUGCGUGGCCAUCGCAGAUUUCCCUUCAGUACUCAUCAGGGGGCAGCUGGUACCACACAUGUGGUGGGACACUGGUGCACCAGAACUGGGUGAUGACAGCCGCACAUUGCGUGGACAGCUACAUGAAUUUCCGUGUGGUUCUUGGUGACCACAACAUCUAUCAGUAUGAAGGCACAGAACAGGUCAUAAGCGUGGCACGCAUCUUUGUGCAUGCGAACUGGAACAGAAAUGAUCUUGCUGCGGGCUAUGACAUUGCCUUGCUCAAACUCUCUCAAAGCGCAAACCUGAACAGCUACGUGCAGCUCGGCGCUUUGCCACCAUCUGGUCAGAUUCUGCCAGACAAUUAUCCGUGUUACAUCACAGGCUGGGGCAGGACCAAAACGAAUGGACAGCUGGCAUCAGUCCUGCAGGAAGCUUAUCUCCCGGUGGUGGAUUACGCGACCUGUUCCAGUUCAUCCUAUUGGGGCUCCACAGUCAAGCAAACCAUGGUGUGUGCAGGAGGCGACGGGACACGUGCAGGAUGCCAGGGGGAUUCUGGAGGGCCCCUGAAUUGCUUGGUAAACGGCAAAUACUACGUGCACGGAAUCACUAGCUUUGUUUCCAGCGCUGGGUGCAAUGUCCUGCGGAAACCCACUGUGUUCACCCGUGUCUCUGCCUAUAUUUCUUGGAUCAAUACAGUAAUUUCCAAAAACUGAAUGAGCUAGAAAGGAGAACUUACAUCAGAGCUGAAUGUCACAUGUCACAUAUAAGGGGCUGGCA
Molecule: messenger RNA, 903 nt
Organism: Varanus komodoensis (Komodo dragon)
Lineage: Eukaryota; Metazoa; Chordata; Lepidosauria; Squamata; Varanidae
Gene: CELA1
Product: chymotrypsin like elastase 1
Exons: 8
Coding region: 39-839 (266 amino acids)
Biological process (GO): proteolysis
Molecular function (GO): serine-type endopeptidase activity
Source: RefSeq, a predicted model, not a curated record